Molecule: messenger RNA, 2174 nt
Organism: Cuscuta epithymum
Lineage: Eukaryota; Viridiplantae; Streptophyta; Magnoliopsida; Solanales; Convolvulaceae
Source: the annotation of a GenBank genome assembly
CAAUAAAAAUGAUAUAGCAGGGGUUUAUUCUGUGGUGUAACUUGCAUACAUUAAGAUGUAACUCGUGUACAUUAAGAUGUAACUUGCGCAGAAGAAGAUGUAACUUCAUGAUAUAUUAUCAAAUGUAACUUCAAGAAUCAAAAUAAACAAACUCAAUGUCUUAAAACCCUCUAAAAACAUAUAAAAGUGAUAAAAAAUAUUUCUCAGAAUAUAAAAACAGAGAUAAGUAAAAAAAUAUUUCUCAGAAUAAAAAAAAGUGUAUGAAUAAGUACUAAGACAGAAACAAAAAGUAACUAAUUUAUUUUGAAAUGAUGAAUAUUUGAUCACAAAAUUGUAAUACACACAUUUCAAUGUUCCUAAAUUAAAAAAUUGAUAGCUUUUGAUAAUGGAAACAUUAAAAGUAAAAAAACGAAAAAGAUAAAAAGAAAGAGGGUGGGGGAGUGAGAGUGUUCAACUGGAUGGGAAAAGCUUUUGGAUAAAGACAAAAAAAAUAGAAAACGAAACCAUGUGAGUGGGGAAUGCAAUUGAGCGAGAUUUAUUUAGAAAACGGUACCGUAUUUAGACCGGUAUACCAUGUGCAUGGUAUACCGGUCGUACGGUAUAAUUUGGGUUCUAAUCAGGUUCAAGCUCUUCUGUUAACGUGAAUAACGCUCAAACAAUUGAAAAAUCUGGGCAGCUCUUUUCCUAAUUCAAAUAUCCAGCCCAAGUAAUUUAUGCUUGUCGAAUUAGAAUUCCAGUUGAACUCCUAUCACCACCUUAAACAUAAGUUUACUCCUUGUUGAAUUCUCUCUCUCAGCGUGGGAUCCCGAUUCAUAUUCAACUAUAAAUAGGGGCAAUAUCAACCUGCAAGGCAUCCUAUUUAUAAUUCUGCGGCAGAUUAAAAAAAAUCAGCAACUCCGUAGUCCAUAGAGCAAGGAAAGGCAGAAGUCCUUGCAGUAUAAAGAAUGGUGGGGUCAAGUCCAUGGAAGUUUUCUGGAAAAUCAUGUGAGUGAUUUGAUCAGGAUUUACGAUCUUGCUAUUGGCGAUGUGGUUACCCCUUCGGAUCCCGUGACUCCAGUCUCCAAGAAGAAGAAGAAAGUACCUGAUACUGAAGCUAAGUCUUCGCCUCAGAAAAGGGCCAAGCUUGUAGCACUUAGGGCUGAGAUUCUGAUCAAAGAUGCUGAGAAAGAAACACCUCCUGCCAAGGCGAGUGAGAAUCAAGUUCUUGAGAAGCAAAGUAAUGAUGAUAGGAAUUGGAAACAUCUUCAGAGAAAACCUCAUCCUGGGCCACUGAGGAUUCAUCCAAUCCUUGAUGACGCUAGUUCUUCAAAUCAUGUUUCUUUAUCUAGCUCAAGUGAAGGAGAAACUGAAGAUCAUGACACCGUUGCGGGGUUGAUGGCAAAAAUUGCCCCAAGUAAUUGCAAAGAAGUUCCAACCAACGAGAUACCGAAGUCCCCUCAUGUGAAACCGGCUGUCUCCGUUUUUCAAGCAGAGAACUACUUCUUUCCUUUGUAUAAGCGGUUCCUCAUUGACACUUGGUGUGGUAUUCAGGAGAAGUUAGGAAAGGCUACAACAGAGAACGUCUCUUCUUUUCGGGAAAGUGUGGAGAGUUGUGUUAUCUUGAUGGAGAAGGAAGGCAUUGACCUUUCCAUGUUGACGACAAGGGUGAAGCAUUUCUUUGAAAGGGCGCAAGCAUUUGAUCAGAAGUGUUCUGCUAUUGCUGACAGGGUCCCCACGGAGAGGCAAUCUCGGGAAUUAGAUAUGUUGCAAGCUUUUUGUGCAGAUAUUGAAGCUAAGAGAUCUCAAAAUCAGGUCGCAUUACUUGAUGAUGAGAAAUCUCUUAAUGAAAUCAAGAAGAAGAUAGCCUUAUUGGAAGCUGAAGCUAAGGAAGUAGAAGCUUUGAUUUUACAGCAUCAUGCAGAAGCUAGCGACUUAGAUGCAGCUCUUACAAAGGCCAAGGAGGAAUCUUCACAGAUUUUGAAGACUAUCAAAGCAUCAGACGAAGAUCAGCUUGCUUUAAGUACCCAGAAGAAGGAGCUAGAGGCUUUGAAGGAUGACUUAGUCAGCUUUAAGUUAUUUUUAGGCUGAGUUUGUUUUUACUUGUUUAUAGAUUAGCUUUUUAGUCAGCUAGCACUUUCCUUCUUUUCUUUCCAUCAAACUAUAUAUGGAUAUAUAUUUGAUUGCUUUCUUGCUCC